AUGAUGCUGUUUCAGUGGCGGUGCCCCCUUCCCCUGCCCUCCCCGCCGCCUUCAUCUGGGCCCCGCGCCGGGAGGAGGGUUGGGCGGGGUUUCAGCCCCUCCGCCCCCGCAGGCUCCCACUCCCUGAGAUAUUUCUACACCCGCGUGUCCCGCCCCGGCCGCGGGGAGCCCCGCUUCAUAGCCUUUGGCUAUAUGGACGACACGCAGUUCCUGCGGUUCGACAGCGACUUUGCCAGUCUGAGGAUGGAGCCGCGGGCGCCGUGGGUGGAGCAGGAGGGGCCGGAGUUUUGGGACCAGGAGACCGGGAACCUCAAGGACGCCGCACAGACUUACCGACUGAGCCUGAACAACCUGCGAGGCUACUACAACCAGAGCGAGGCCGAGUCUCCCACCAUCCAGAGCAUGUAUGGCUGUGACGUGGGGCCCGACGGGCAACUCCUCCGCAGGUACAGUCAGGACGCCUACGACGGCGCGGAUUACCUCGCCCUGAACGAGGACCUGCGCUCCUGGACCACAGCGGACAGGGAAGCACAGGUCACCCACCGCGACCACCUCAAGUGGGAGGCGGCCUGUGAGGCAGAUCAUGAAAGGAACUACCUGGAGGUCACGUGCGUGGAGUGGCUCCGCAGGUACCUGGAGAACGGGAAGGAGACGCUGCUUCGCCCAGAACCCCCCAACACACACGUGACCUGCCAUCCCAUCUCUGACCAUUACUUCACCUUGAGGUUCUGGGCUCUAGCCUUCUACCCUGCAGUGAUUACCCUGACCUGGAAGUGCAAGGGGGAGGACCUGACCCAGGACACAGAACUUGUGGAGACCAGGCCUACAGAAGAUGGAACCUUCCAGAAGUGGGAAGCUAUGGUGGUACCUUCUGGAGCAGAGCAGAGAUACACAUGCUAUGUGCUGCUGCCCGAACCCAUCAUCUUGAGAUGGGGUAAGGAGGGUUUGGGGUAGAGGCUCUUCUCAGGGAAAGCAGAAGGCUUUCUGGAGAA
Mustela erminea (ermine) is the source of this 992-nucleotide messenger RNA. RefSeq names its product HLA class I histocompatibility antigen, A alpha chain-like. Gene Ontology annotation, molecular function: signaling receptor binding; peptide antigen binding. Gene Ontology annotation, cellular component: external side of plasma membrane. Lineage: Eukaryota; Metazoa; Chordata; Mammalia; Carnivora; Mustelidae. The record is from RefSeq and is a predicted model, not a curated record. Gene Ontology annotation, biological process: immune response; antigen processing and presentation of endogenous peptide antigen via MHC class I via ER pathway, TAP-independent; positive regulation of T cell mediated cytotoxicity. The coding region runs from base 1 to 954 and encodes 317 amino acids. The transcript is spliced from 4 exons.